This is a messenger RNA of Coniosporium apollinis CBS 100218, 1968 nucleotides long. RefSeq lists its product as uncharacterized. Gene Ontology annotation, molecular function: sucrose:proton symporter activity. NCBI's taxonomy places the organism in Eukaryota, Fungi, Ascomycota, Dothideomycetes. The coding region runs from base 1 to 1968 and encodes 655 amino acids. The record is from RefSeq and is a predicted model, not a curated record. Gene Ontology annotation, cellular component: membrane. The transcript has 4 exons.
AUGGCUGCCGGCAGCCGCUCUGAAAGCUCCGACUCCGAUUCCUCCUCUACCCUCCGCGACUCCGGCAACAGUCCUGCGAACGGCGACCCUAUAGCUCACCAUCCGAAAGUCGUUUCCUUCCGCCGAGACUCCAGCAACCAUCCUAGACCUAGCAGAUCCCUCGAUAUACUUAGAGCACCCAUGAAUGAGCAAUCGCCCCUGCUACAUCCGCGGAGACCGAGCGAUGAUUCGUACCUAAAAGAUGUUUCACCGCUGGACGACGAUGACUGGGAAGCCGAGGGCCAUGAAGACACAAAGAGCAGCUGGUAUCUGCUGCUGUUGACACUGGGUGGAUUAGGUCUGCAAAUAGCGUGGUCUGUAGAGACGUCCCACGGCUCGCCAUACCUAUUGUCCCUAGGUCUCAGCAAGUCUUUGUUGGCCCUUGUGUGGAUCGCAGGGCCACUAUCCGGCGUAAUCGUCCAGCCAUAUGUGGGGUCCAAGAGCGACAGGUGCCGCUCGCGGUGGGGAAAGCGGAGGCCGUUCAUCAUGGGAGGCGCCAUAGCAACCAUCGUAUCUUUGCUUAUACUAGCGUGGGCCAAGGAGCUCGUCGCCGGAUUUCUCUCACUAUUUGGCGUCGAUCCCGCAGCAAACGGGGCCAAAGUGUCUACCAUCGUCUGCGCAGCAGCCAUGGUGUACAUCCUCGACUUUGCCAUCAACGUCAUCCAAGCCGGCAUUCGAGCCUUUGUCGUAGACUGCGCGCCAACCCACCAGCAAGAGGACGCGAAUGCUUGGAUCAUGCGAACGACCGGCGUCGGCAACAUUCUAGGCUACCUCACCGGCUAUAUCAACCUGCCCAAGAUUAUGCCAUUCUUCGGCGACACCCAGUUCAAGGUGCUGUGCGUUAUUGCCUGCAUUGUCCUCGCCACCACCGUAACCAUCAGCUGCGUUACCGUACAGGAGCGUGAUGCGCGCCUAGAGGGAGAACCCAUCGAGCAGGAAGGCGGAGUUCUGGCUUUCUUCAGGGAAAUGUACUACUCCAUCAAGCGGCUCCCGCCUCAGAUCCGCCGGGUCUGCGAAGUCCAGUUCUUUGCCUGGAUCGGCUGGUUCCCCUUCCUCUUCUACAUAACGACCUACAUCGGCGAAAUCUACGUCGAGCCCUUCUUCGAAGCCAACCCCCACAUGAGCGAAGAAGAGAUAAACCAAAUCUGGGAAAAAGCCACCCGGCAGGGCACGUUCGCCCUCCUCAUCUUCGCCCUAACAACCUUCGCCUCCUCCGUCUUCCUCCCCUUCAUUAUCCCGCCAACCUACCAACCCCCUAAGCCCGCCCCCGCCACGCCCCUGACCCCCACAACGCCCGGCUCCCUCUCCGCAAGCGGCUACUUCACCUACAAGCCGCCCAAAUCCGCCACCCGCACGAAAUGGGAGCGCUGGCUGUCCAUCUUCCAGCACCUGCAGAUUGAGCGCCUAACCCUCCGCCGCGCGUGGCUGCUCUCCCACCUCCUCUUCGCAGCCCUCAUGCUCCUAACCUUCCUCGUGCGCUCCACCACCGCGGCAACGACCCUCGUCGCCCUCAUCGGCGUCCCCUGGGCCCUCACAAACUGGGCCCCCUUCGCGCUCAUCAGCUCCGAGAUCUCCAAACGCGACGCCAUCCGGCGGGGCCUGUUACGCCCGCCUCCGACGCGGGACGGUGCACUGCUGGCCUCGAACGACGACGACGCGGCCGACCAGGCGGGCGUCGUGCUGGGCAUCCACAACGUCGCCAUUGCCGCGCCCCAGGUCAUCGCCACGGUGGGGAGUAGUAUCAUCUUCCGCGUGCUGCAGAAACCGAGGGGGAGCCCGGGGGAUGAGAGUGUGGCCUGGGUGCUUAGGGCGGGAGGGUUGUGUGCGCUUGUUGCGGCGUGGUUGACAAGGAGGGUUGGGGAGGAGAGGGAGGAGGUGGUUGAAGUGGGGCCGCCUGGAAGUAGGCGGGAGAGGAGGAGGGUGUCGUAA